AUGAACCAACUUUCUCAAUUUCAUAUUAAUGCAAAUAGAAGUAUUAAUUUACCCUUUGGCUGUGCACUUGAAACCUAUAUCAACUCAUUACCUUUAUUAGUAAUCUGUAAACUCAAAAAACAAAAUCAGCUUUAUAUAAAUAAAAGUAUUAAAGCUAGACUUAUUACUUUAAAACGUGUUGAAGGUACUAUAAACUAUCUUACCUGGAAAACAGUUCAAGGACAAAAAAAAUCAACAAACAGAAUUGAUAAUAUAAUUGAAAUUACUGAUAAAGGACAUGAACAUGUAGCCAAAUUCAAACAAAGUAUAGCUCAAGACCUAACUAUAUGGAGAUGGAUUCUUUUUUGUGAUAGUAGUAUUGGUUGUGAAAGGGCUUGUGGCAGGCUUGGAGAAUUCAUGCUUUCCAAUGUUGAGGAUCCUUUACCAAUACAACUAAUUAUCAAUAGUGUACAUAAAAUAUCUAUUUUUCCAAUACCAGAUUCUAAAUUCACAAGAAUUAAUCUAAGUCUUCAAACACAUGAUAAACGUAGUGAUACUUCUGCUACAGAAAAUAGCUUUGAACAUUAUUAUCAGUUAACUAUAACUGAUGAAAUGUGGCUUAAACAAGGAUGUGAUUGUGGUCAAUUUUGUUUUGGAAUAGACAGAAAGUAUAAUUUGAACAAUGAAAAAGCACUAGUUCUUGCUAUAGUUAUCGAGGAUCAGGCUAGCUAUAGAUCACUACUAGUAUUUGGUCUUAGUAACAAAGAGAACCAUCAUACAAUACGAAUAGCAAUGCAAGCUAUAAAAGCAAAUAUCUUAUGCAAUAAUUCUAAUUGUCUGCACCACUACCAAUAUAUUAACUUACUAAAAAGAAUAGAGUUUCAACGCCAACUUGAGUAUACUUCUAAUUGGAAUCUACUAGCUAUGAUAAACAAACAUCAGCUCACUAAACUUGCAUUACAAGGUCUUAUUUGUGGUACAAUUCUUUCACUUGCUUUUAAAAUUGUGAGUAGAAGUAAAACUGAUGAAGAAGUAGUUAAAAUGGGAGAAGAAUAUAGUAAAUUCAUUAAUUCUUUGUCUCUUGAUAAUAAUAUAAAAGACCAUCUAAUACGUGAUCUAAGACGAAAAAGCUUUAUUGAUAAGGGAUGGAUGUCACAAAUAUAUGAUCAACCUAAUGCAAUGCCAAUGACAAUGAACAAUCUUAUAGAACGAAUAUAUAAGACUGUAGAAGCACGAUGUAGUGGAAUACAAACAGUUGUGAAAUUUAUUGAAUAUUUAUAUGGUACUAAAAUUUUUCAAGAAUCAUUAGUUCAAAGUAAGCUCGGAAAAACUAAUUUUGAUGCAAAGUUGGCAACUUACUGGAACAUGCGUACUAUUGAACAUAAACAAAUACUACCUAAAAAUUCUGUUGAUAAAAAAUAUCAGAUAAACCAAGGACAUCUUUAUAUACUUCUUGGUUUUGUUAUACCAAUUCCUGGACAAGAAAAUUAUAUAUUAGUUAAAAAGCAGAACAAAGUAUUCUAUUUACCUUAUACUUUUCAUCUUGUUAAUAUACCAGCAAAUAUAUUAGAAAAAAUAAAUGAGAUAAUUAUUAAAUUAGUUAACAGAAAAAAUCUCUAUAUUCCAGAAAUAUAUUAUCUUGUCAAUACAUUAUCAGAAGCUUUACAUAGAAAUUUACAGAUGCAAGAAAUUAAGAAAAAACUAGUACAGCAUUUUAAAAAUAAGAAAAAUGCAGUUGCGCCAGAAAAAAAGAACUAUAUUAUUUAUAGAGGAACUAGCAAUGAGCAAAAAACAAUAGCAAAUGAUCUUUUUCGUCCAAUAGAUAGUAUACAAAUCCCUUCAACAAGUGGAGCACCUAAAAAUAAUGGAGCAAAGUUUUGCAAACCUAGUCAAUUUUCUUCUAACAUGCAAAUAGAAAAUAGUCAAGAAUGUUAUAACAAUAAUAAAAAUUUUAGUGAUUCAACAAUUACAGAAAUUACAGAAAUUUCAGAAAUUCUAAUUAAUGAGAUUGAAAAUAUAGAUCUCUACUCUAUUUGUAGACAUAAUACUACAAGA
This is a messenger RNA of Scutellospora calospora, 2034 nucleotides long. Lineage: Eukaryota; Fungi; Glomeromycota; Glomeromycetes; Diversisporales; Gigasporaceae. The record is from the annotation of a GenBank genome assembly.